Molecule: messenger RNA, 4875 nt
Organism: Hypomesus transpacificus
Lineage: Eukaryota; Metazoa; Chordata; Actinopteri; Osmeriformes; Osmeridae
Gene: filip1b
Product: filamin-A-interacting protein 1
Exons: 8
Coding region: 338-3919 (1193 amino acids)
Source: RefSeq, a predicted model, not a curated record
UCUCUUUGCUUGCUCGCUCACUCACCCUCUCACUCAUCCUCUCAGUGUGUGAAGAAGACUGCUGGCCCAAACUUGGGAGAGGACAAAGCUGGUUGUUUAUCUUUUUCUACUCUUCCUUUGACCCUGACAUAGAGAAAGGAAAGGACACAGACUGAGAGAUAAAUUAGAAGACAGGAGGAACAAGAUAUACUUUUGUGAAACUUCAGUAGUGAUGGUGCCUGAGCUUGUCAAACACUAACAAAAGUCAGGCAGUUUAUACUCUGAGAGUUAGUGAUUUAGUGACUGAAAUAUUUACACCCUUACGAUUUGGGAUUGCUGAGCGCAGCGGCAGGAGAGAAUGAGGUCAAGGACCAGUGCCAUGGAAGGUCCAGAGGACGAACACAUCAACGUGGCCCCGCCCACCAAAACCUUCAUCCGAGAGGAAAAGGAGAACACACCGGAGCAGAUGAAGAGCAAGAUGAAGGGUCAGCAAGGUGAAAGAGAGAGGAAAACGGCUGUGUCAGCAACGGGGAAAACGCCUCCAAAAAACUCGGGGAGAAAAUCGGGACUGAUAGAUCUCUCUAAAGAAGACCUUCUCCGCCUGCUGGGUGUGAUGGAGGGAGAGGUGCAGGCACGAGAAGACAUCAUCCACAUGUUGAAGUCGGAGCAUCCACGACCAGAAGCCCUGGAGGCUCACUACGGCUCGGCGCUCCCCUCCAAGCCCCUCCUGGCCCUGCAGAGAGACAGCCUGCUGACCACCAACACGACAGCUCUGGACGACGUCUACGACAGACCCAUGGCUGAGCUCGACCGGCUGGAGGAGAAGCAGAGGGAGACGUACCGGCGCAUGCUGGAGCAGCUGCUGAUGGCGGAGAAGUGCCACCGGCGCACGGUCAACGAGCUGGACGGAGAGAAGCGCAAGCACGCCGACUUCAUGAACAAGAGCGACGACUUCACCAACCUGCUGGAGCAGGAGAGGGAGAGAUUAAAAAGGCUGCUGGAGCAGGAAAAGGCAUACCAGGCUCGUAAAGACAAGGACCACAGCCGAAGGCUAGAGAAGGUUCGAGAGGAGCUGGUCCGACUGAAGUCCUUUGCCCUGAUGCUGGUGGACGAACGGCAGCUCCACAUUGAGCAGAUCGACCAGCAGAGCCACAAGGUCCAGGACCUCAGCCAGAAGUUGCAGGAGCGGGAGCAGCGCCUGACCGCCGUGACCGGCACGGCCCUGGAAGACAGCCAGAAGGUCCUCAAGCUCGAGGUGGACUUGGAGCACAAGGCCGCCAAGUUUUCCCAGGAGCAUGAGGAGAUGACCGCCAAGCUGGCCAACCAGGAGUCCCAGAGCCGCCAGCUACGCCUGAAGCUGGCAGGCCUGGGCCACAGGAUCGAGGAGCUGGAGGAGAGCAACCGAGCUCUGCAGAAGUCAGAAGAAGACCACCAGGAGCUGAGAGACAAGAUGAGCAAGGGGGAAUGCGGGAACUCCAGCCUCAUGGCGGAGCUGGAGAGCCUCCGUAAGAGGCUCGUGGAAAUGGAGGGAAAAGACGAGGAGAUCACCAAGACGGAGAGCCUUUGCCGGGAACUGAGAAAGAGACUGCAGGACGAGGAGAGCCAUGGCAAGGAGCUGAGGCUGGAGGUGGACAAACUGCAGAAGAGAAUGGUCCAUCUGGAGAAACUGGAGAGCGCUUUUAACAAGAGUAAAACCGAAUGUUCACAGCUUCUUAUAAACCUGGAAAGAGAAAAGAACGUGGCGAAGGAUCUGGCUGCUGAGAUGGAAACGGUGAAAAGUCGUGUGAGAGACCUGGAGGGUUCGGAGUCAAGACUCGAACAGGCGGAAAUGGGACUGAAGGAUGACCUGAUGAAGCUCAAGUCCUUCACAGUGAUACUGGUGGACGAGAGGAAGAACAUGGCAGAGAGAAUCAAACAGGAGGAGCAAAGAAGUGACGAUCUGAGUAAGAUGUUCAAAACGGAGCAAGGCAAGGUCAUGGAGGUCACAGAGAAGCUCAUUGAGGAGAGCAAAAAGCUCCUCAAACUGAAAUCGGAGAUGGAGAUCAAAGUGACAAGCUCGACUAGAGAGAAGGACGAACUGAAAACAAAACUCGCAAGUGAAGAGGAAAAGUGCAGGGAUCUGACAUGCAAGGUGAGCGCAAUGAAAAAGCGUAUGGACGGCCUGGAAGAGGCGGGGAGAGAAUCGAGAACAACCAGGGCCAACCAGGACAACUACAGACACCCCGACGAGGACAACAAAAUCAAGGAGCUGACUCUGGAAAUUGAGAGACUCAAAAACCGCCUAAAGCAACUCGAGGUGGUGGAAGGUGAUCUGAUGAAGACGGAGGACGAGUACGACCUGCUGGAGAAGAAGUUCCGAAUGGAGCAGGACAAGGCCAAUGCCCUUUCCCAGUUGCUGGAGGAGAUGAAGGGUCACGUUGCCAGGAACAAGGCCAUUGAGAAAGGGGAGGCCGUCAGUCAAGAGGCUGAGCUGAGGACGCGAUGCAAAAUGGAGGAGGCCAAGACCAGAGACCUUCAGGCAGACGUCCAAGCCCUGAAGGAGAAGAUCCACGAGCUGAUGAACAAGGAGGACCAGCUCUCCCAGCUGCAAGUGGACUACUCUGUUCUCCAGCAGAGGUUUAUCGAGGAGGAGGACAAGAAGAAGGGCAUGAUCCAGGAAGUGGCGAGCCUCGCCAAGGAGCUGGAGGCCACCAAGCGCUACAGUCGUGCCUUGAGGCCCAGCAUGAACGGCAGGAGGAUGGUGGACGUGCCGGUCACCUCUGCCGCUGUGCAAACAGACCUGGUGACCAGUGAGCCUGUCGAAGAGGAAACCCCCGCGGUGUUCAUCAGGAAGUCGGUCCUGGAGGAGAACCACAUUAUGAGCAACCUGAGGCAGAAGGGUCUGAAGAAGCCCACCGUUCUGGAGCGUUACCCGCCUGCUGCCACGGAGCUGAACAUGAGAAAAUCCUGGAUCCCCUGGAUGAAAAAGAAGGAGGCGAUUACUGUAACUCAGACCGGCCCCGACAAGGUGACCUCUCUGGACAACGAGGAGUCCUUCCUUCGCCCCCCUGAGGUGACCAUGUCCCAAAAACCUGGCCAGCCUCUGCGCAUCCGAGUAACCCCCGACCACAAGAACAGCACGGCCACCUUGGAGAUCACCAGUCCUCGAGUCGAGGACUUCUUCUCCAGCACCACCAUCAUCCCCACCCUCGGCCUGCAGAAACCGCGGAUCACAAUUGUCCCCAAGCCCACCACCAUGUCCUCUAAGAGUAGGGCCGGCGAAAGCUUGGGGGAUCCAGAACGGUCCAAGUCUCCGGUCACCAUAACCACCAUCUCCAGGGCCAAAUCCCCUGAGGAGCGUCGGAGCGCCUCCUCAGACACCGGUGCCUUCUCCCCCGUCUCCAUCAUCACGGUCAGCACCACCCCAGUGUCUGAGGCAGCCUCACCGGGGAACCACGAGAUGACAACCGGCCACGCCGUGUUCAAGGUGACCCCAGACAAGCAGACAGUGCCGGCUCCUGUCAGGAAAUACAACUCCAACGCAAACAUCAUCACCACCACUGAGGACAACAAGAUCCACAUCCACUUGGGCCCGCAGAUCAAGCGGUCUGCAGAGGGAGGCAGCAACAGCAGUCCCAUGGUCACGGUCAGGCCACUGACCGUGAGCACAGAAAGCAAAGACAUCGCCACAGGGACGGUACUUCGCUCGCCACGACACCCGAACGCCACCCCGGGAAAGACCACCCCCAGCAAGGUGACGAGCAGCAUCACCAUCACCCCCAUCACUUCAGCACCCUCCAGACCGACACAGUCAGUGUUGCUUCUGAAAUGUUUCAAAAUGAUAUCAGGUGGUGUGUGCUCCCUAGAUAGCACUCUAUCAAGUCCGGUUCGGAUGUGCAGUCAACUCGGGCCGCGGCCACACGAAUCCCUGUGUCAAAAGGAAAUGUUAUGCACUAUGUGAUUGAGCCAAGAUGAUCAUUGAUGUGGAUUUUUCCUUCACCUUCUCUGACAACCACCCUGGAGUGCAACUCUUUUGUCAUUGUGUACUGCCACAGUCAUCAACAUCCACGUAAGGGAAAACAUUGAGCUGAGGGGUCUUGAGGGGCUGUCGUGUGUGCAGUGUCCAUGACAUUUCUGACAGGAAUUGGGUUGGGAUCUGACUGAGAACUAAGCCAAAUUAUCCUGGAGAGAUACAGUAUACACAUGUGACUGAGUAGUUGUUCCGGAGUGCACGUAAAACCCCUAAAUAUAUAUUAUCUACAGUGUGUAAAAAGAGGGUGCAAUUUAUAAUAAGCCAAAUUUAAAUGACUAAAGUAUGUGACAUUGAAAUAGCCAAUAUUCUCUUCAGGGUAAAUUGAGGCAAAUUUUGCAUAUUGACAGCUUUUGAGUGAGCCACAUUUUGAUGGAUUGAUCAAGAUAAGAUAGGGAGUGAUUACACUGAACACAAAUAUUGUUAAAAAAUUGUUACAAUAUUUUUCAGUCACUAUAGUGUUGUGUAAAAACAGAGAGUUACAUUUCUUAAAAUUAUAAUCAUCCCUACACAUGAUUUGAUGAUUUAAACUAUUGCUAUUGUUAUAAAAGUGCUUGUCAUGAAGAGGUGGAGGAGGCUGUGGGGUGGCCUUGAAUAUACUGGCAUUUUACAGUACUUGCAUUUUCGGUUCCCACCAGGUAACAGAACAAGCACAACAUCUUUCCUGAGAUUAAUCAAUUUCUGUUUUGUAUCUUGCAAUGUUGAACUUUUUGAAGCAGUCAUUAAACAAGCAUACUUGCAUUUCUUUUGUGACGGAAUAUGAUGUAGCCAACUGUAUUGUGUGGAUUAUUGCAAUGACAAGCUAUUUAACUAUACAGAGCAUCCUUUUACUACAGAUCUCUGCUUGUGUUUGACCCAAUAAAGCACUGUGGCAUAUUUUGUCAUCA